Messenger RNA from Oryzias latipes (Japanese medaka), 31317 nucleotides. The record is from RefSeq and is a predicted model, not a curated record. Lineage: Eukaryota; Metazoa; Chordata; Actinopteri; Beloniformes; Adrianichthyidae.
UCCUGGACCUCUGCAAAGCCCGGAUGGGUCGAGCCGUGUUCAGGUUACAUCUUCUGCGAAUAAGAGGAACUUCUUCCACCUUGGAGCUUCUUUCUCCCUUCAUCUGCUGCCUUCCCUUCACUGUUUCAAAGCUUAGCUCAACCAUGUCGGUAGAGAUCCGCUGACAGAGGAUGACUUCCCAGUUUCACAGUGGAGAUGACCUUGCGGAGGCGGGGUCUCUCCCCCUGGACAUUGACAACGUCCACAUGCUGCUUCAGGUGGAACAAGAACAGAUCCAGAAGAGGACUUUCACCAACUGGGUCAACGCUCAGCUGGCAAAGAGACGGCCGCCUUGCAGGGUCCUGGAUCUCUUCAGUGAUUUCCGUGAUGGCUCCAAGAUCUUGGAUCUGCUGGAGGUGAUGAGCGGUCAGCGCAUUAGCCGGGACAGAGGCAGAGGCAUGUUCCAGCACAGGAGCAACAUUGAGAAGGCUCUGGCCUUUUUGAAGAAGAAAUCGGUCAAACUGGUCAACAUAAACAUUCCUGACAUUAUGGAUGGUAAACCCUCCAUCAUCCUGGGCCUCAUAUGGACCAUUAUCCUCCAGUAUCAUAUUGAGGAGCUGGCCAGCUGCCUCUCCUUUGACUCCCGUCAAUCAUCCAUGGAGUCCUUGGCCAGUCUGGACACUCGCUCCACGCUGUCAAGCCGCUCGUCCAGCGCUAGCCCCGCCCCUCCCAGAGGCUCCCCUUUACAUAACAGAUUCCGGGUUUCUGCUAAGAAGGCCCUGCUGCUGUGGGUGCGAGAGCAGUGCCACAGAGCGGGUUGUUCGGUAAAUGUCAAAGACUUUAAGGCGAGCUGGAGAAGCGGUGUGGUUUUCUUGGCAAUCAUGUCUGCUCUGCGGCCCGACCUGGUGGAUCUAUCCAGAGCCAGAACCAGAAGCAACAAGCAGAACCUGGAGGAGGCUUUCCGCAUCGCAGAAAAAGAACUGAAAAUUCCAAGACUUCUGGAUCCUGAAGAUGUGGACGUUCGGGACCCAGAUGAAAAGUCCAUCAUGACGUAUGUGGCUCAGUUCCUGCAGUACUCCAGGGAUUUUCCAGCCAUGGAGGAGGAAUCGCAGACACAAUUCCUGACUCCUCCCAAGUGUCCUUCUCCUGUCAGCCUACCAGUGCACUACACUCCUGCUGUUUCUGCUUCACCUCUUCGAAAGGCCACACCUGACCGUAAGGCGAAGGAGGUGACUUGCUGGCUGGGUCAGGCCUACGAUGAGCUGCUGGAGGGGUGGGACUCCACGGAGGGGGAGAGCUACUCUGAGAGAUACCAUGUGUUUCAGACCUUCCUGGUCUCCUUCAAUGAACAGCGACGACCCAUCAUGCCUUUACUGACUGCAAUGAGAAGAUCUGCUACACUGAGUGAGGAGCAGCGGGCUCUCAGGGAGGCAUGGGAUGCCCUGAGUGAAAAGCUACGGGAAUAUAGGAUGGAGUUGGACAUGAGUCUUCCAGUCCCCCUGGACAUGGUGGGCAGCUGGCUGUUAAGAACUGAGGCGGCAUUGGUGGAGGAGCAAGGCGAGCCUCAGGACCACGGCCGAGCAGCUGAUGAGGCUCGAGAGAAGCAGGAGCUGCUCAGGGUUUGCCUGGAGGAGAUGCCCCAGCAGAUGAAGACCUUCCAGUCUUUCAAAAACAUGGAUGAGUAUGGGAAUAUGAUGGUUCCCUCUGAAAAGAUGGAUGAGCUGAAGAGAAGAUUCACCAGUGUCAGAGUGACGGCUAAGUACCAUGGGAUCAAGCUGGAGUACCGCGAGCACCGGCACACAGUUUUGGAUCUGCUGGGGCAGAUCAGGACAAAGCUGCACAUCUGGAAGAAGCCUUUCAUCUCUUCAGAGGCCGUCAGGGUGCUGAUGCAAGAAUGGCAUGAGAUAGUAAAUGUCCAGGAGAUACCGUCUAUGUUGGAAAGUGCUCUCCAGAAGCUGAAGCUGAUUUCUGAAAAAUAUUCCAGCAAAUCUGCCCUUGCUGCAGAUUAUCAUCAGGUCAGUCAGCAGGUGAAGCAGCUGGAGGAGGAAACGGCUGCAGUUUUAAGGGAAGUGCCAGCUAUUCGGAGCACCAUGGGCCAGGUGCUGUCAUCCUGGGACUCAUACAAUGACACCCUCAGCUCCUUCCAGGCUUGGCUUGAACAGAUCUCUGUGACGCGAAGCUACAGCAGCAGACCUUUGGUGGGAUCAGACUCUGUAGCUAAGUGGACUGCACAACAUUCUGGGCUGAAUGAGUUAGGCGGCUUCCUGAUGGGAUCAACAGACCCUCAGUGCAGCAGAAUUCUGGCAGAAGAGCUGCGAAAACUCAAUCUUCAGUGGGCAGAGUUCCUCAACACAGACCUUCCUGACGGUGCCACUGAGUCUGCUGUAGAUCACACUAAUGCACAGAACCUGCAAGUUCUGAUCCGAGAAGCUACUCUGAUUCUGAAAAAGCCUCUGGAGGUAUUGGCAGGUCCUUUACGCACCUACAGGAAAAGACUACAGUUCAUUAUGAAGGAGAUAAAAGAUGUUGAUUUGGAGCUUUUGAGUCCUUCCCUAGAGUUUCCGUCUGAACAGCUACAGAAAGUGAAGCUUGCAACACCUGAAAUAGUGCAGACCCUGUUGGAGGCAGAGCAGGUGUGUGCGGAGCUGCAAGUUUGUGUCUCUGGGCUGGACAGUAGGCUGGCUGAGCUCCUGCACUGGGAAACUGAAGCCAGGGAGCUCCAUCGGGUCCUGACGGCUUCUGAUCGACAAAUAAAGCAGCAAGGCCAGGACCCAAGAGCAAGGGCCACUAUUUCCCGGGGACUGCAACUAGAGGGGCAGGUGGUCACAGAAGAGCAGGACCUUCAGGUUUUAGUGAUGACGAGCCAAAAGAACUCCCCCAUCCAGUACAUCCAUGCCACAACCCUCCACGACAGAGUGCAGGCAACUGUUGCUCAGUCACAGGAAGCAAUAGGCAUGCUCAGCAGCCUGGGUGCCAGAAGGGACAGAAGCAGGAGUCCUCCGGAGGUACCCCCUCCCUCAAAGAUCUUCAUCCAGACUAAAGGAAAAGGUCAACAACUAAAUGAGCCAACUCAACAUCUGAAGAUCAACACUCUCCCAGCUCACUCCAGUGAUACAUUAGUGCCAAGUAUAGUGGUGCAGGAGUAUAGAGAGGAAACAAUGAAAUCCCCUCCAUUGCUUUUUAACCCCGAAGAAGGUGUGACAGCUUCACCACCACAGAGCCAGAUGAAUACUCGCUCUGAGACCUCUGCAGAAGCUCAGGAACAAGACCAUACACUGCAGCUGCAAGACCAGAACACACGAAACGUAAAUGAAGAUUUCAAACAAGAGACACAGACUCUGAAACAAAAACCAGCCGAAGAACAAGUUACAAAGGUAGACCGACAGCAGGUGGAGCAGAGUUGCAAAGAAGCCGGUCUGUUUCAGGAUCAGCAGGUGCAAGAGCUAAAAACCUCAAAUCAGAAAACAGCUGCAAAGAAAGCAUCAAUGAGCACAAAGGAGCUUCAGAGCCGAAAGAUUCAAGCCAUGAAAAACCGACCCUGGCUUCAAAAAGCAGCUUCAGGACAACAGAGAACUCAAAGCUCAAAACAAGAGUCUGCUUCGAGUCCAGGUGAAACUAGAAAGCACCAGGAUUCGACUAAGCAGACACAGCAGCGCAAAGAAGAGCAGCAAAGGCAAACGCAUCCUCCUCCAAGGGUGAAACAGCAAAAGGAAAAACUGCAACAAGAAAAGGAGCAACAACAGAAAAACCCUAAACUGCAGUCGGGUGUAAGAGAAGCCACCAAGGCUAAACUCCAGAGUGUGAGCAAGGCUCAGCCUAAUUCACGAGUAAAACCAUCCCAAUCUAGUUCUGCGUCAAAGCCCCAGUCAGCUGUUCAGCCACUAGGACAGCCCAACUCCUCUAAAGACAACCAGCCAGCAGUAACCAUGCAACUCACUGAGAUGAGAGAAAAUCAACCACAAACACCACAUCUUCCACAGCCACAGGAUUCCCUGAAGGUGCAGUUAAUGACCCAGCCACCAACGCAACUAAACCUCCCGCCUGGGGCUCAGCUUCAGCCUGUCUCUGCUGGACGUGAGCCGCCAGCGCAGCCGCAGGGUCCAGCCCACGCUCCUGCAUUUGCUCAACUUCAGACAUGGCCUCAGAUACCCUCAUCUCCCCAAGCACACAUCCAAACCCCCGUUCCAUCACAUGUUCAGCUUCGUAGUCAUCCGCAGACAUGGGCCCCUGUCAGGCCCCCUUCCCCAAAACCCCUUACACAUGUUCAUUCUGAAGGCCAUGUUCAGUCAUUUCACGUGGCUCAAAACUUCCCAGUAGCUGGUUCUCAUGUGAAUCUUCAGGCCAGCUUUCAGCAUCAGACCCAACCUCAGCUGAUGAGUCAGUCUCAGGUUCAAGUCUGUCCUCCAUCCAUGGGUCAUUCUCAGGGACCUUCAGAGACCCGGGGUCAAGCCUACGUAAAACCCAGCACGGCCUUUUCUCAACCAGAGGCCAAACCACAUCAGAUCCAACCACUGCCUAACCUCCAGAUCCAAGAACGUCCUACAGACCAUCGGCCUCUUCAUUCAGUGACUGGCCCUGUGGGGCAGUGGUCCACUCAUGCCAACACCCCACCUCCACAGCAAGGACUUAAUCCACAGGGACAAAUGCAGGUUUGGACUCAAGUCAAAGCCUCACCUUCAAUGUGUGUCCAGGGUCCUCAGGCUGCAGCCCAACACCAGCUUUACCCCCAGGCUCAGAUUUCAUCACAGCAAUGGGCUGAAAAACAGCAGCAGCAUAAUAUACCCAUUUCACAACAAAGGCAUCCUGGCCCCCAGCCAUACUCUCAGCAAAGCACUGCACAUUCUCAAACAUUUGCAGCAGCUUCACAGCAAUGGCCCAAGCAAGCCCUUCAGGUCAACCCCAAUGAGUACUCCCACAUGGGGGCUUUUUAUGGGCAACCACCAAUACAUCCCCAAAUGCUUUCACAGACUUGGACCCAAACACAGCCCCCAAACCUCUCCCAGGGUACCAUGUCACAACCCCCCCAAAUGGGAGCUUAUAAUGUCCUUCAGAAAGAUCAAGGACUUUCUCCCCCACAGAGUGGGGUUCAGGGGAUGCCACAAGUACGUCACCAGCCUGAAGUUCAGCACUUUUUACCGGUUCAGUGUCAGCCCCAAACUCAGCAAUAUCCUCAGUCUCAAAUGCAAAUCCAGUCAAAACCAUCAGAUCCGCUUCAUAGUCCAUUUACGUCAAUGCCCCAACUUCAAGCAAGGAUCCAGACGCAGCUUUUGCUGCCGACUAAACCAGGACAUCAGGGUCCUUCUCCUUCUCUGCUCCAGAAGCCCACUCCACAUUCCCAACUGUCCCAACCUACUCUUCAGCCAUCAAAUCAGCCAAAACCUCUGCUAAAAAGUGAUGCAUCUCCUCAGGCAAAACCUCUGGUCCAGUUACCCCCACCGGCAGAACUGGAACCAACUUCUAUACCACAGAUUCAGACACAAAUCCAAAACUGGAAUGAAUUUCUGCUGCAGUCUCAAGUCCAGAUGCCAGGAAAAUACAUGGCUUCACCUCCUAACAAACCAGAGGCCGAAGUGCUGCAACAAGUCAGAGUACAGGCUAAGGCCGAAGGUCACCCAUCUACUCAACCUACACUUGAGUCAGUUAGACAGGUGCCCAAGCAAAGGGCCUUGACAAAAUCAGAGGUUGAAGCCACACCUCAGUCCCCAGUGCAACCUGGGGCUACAUCACAACUUGAAGUUCAAUCACUACCUGGAACCACAGCUGAGUCCCAAAUACAAGCUGAGACCCAAACAGUGACACGACCCAAACCCCAGGACCAUCAGCCACUGCAGAACCAGCAUCAGACUCAAACAACAGGACAGGUGAAGGUCCAAUUCCCUCCAGAGACCAGAGCAGAUCCGAUUCUUUCUCAAUCAAAAUCUCAAAGUGAACAUAGUGUGCGGCCCAGAUCUCAACAGCCCCAGGCUAGUCCCCCUCUUAAGGUCAAUAUGCCGUCUAAGAUCCAGGCUGAAUCAGCAGACUUCCAGAAAGCUCCAGCUCUGGCUCAAGCCCCUCCCCAGGCCUACACAGAGGCCUACAGCAGAGCCCAAGCGCUGGCCAGGAACGGCUUUGAGGAGGCCAAACGCUGCCUGCAGACGCACAUCCUGGACAUCAUCAAUGUCUUCCAAGAGAAAAGUUUGCCCGCUGAGCAAUCAUCAGUCAAACAGGAGACAUUGAAGCCUCUUGAUCCGGAGCUGCUGGAGGAGUUCCUGAGAGCAGCUGAAGGCAUGGAGGCGUUCUGCACACCUUCUCAGCUCAGAGACAUGGAGCUCUUCACCCAGUCUGUCCGCACACAGUGGGAGGCUUGCUUCUCAGCAGACUUUGUGGGGGCAGGAAAGGAUCUGGCAGCCCUGAGGAUGCUGUGUGACACCCUGAGCCCGGAGGACGCCCACCGGCUUCCUCAAAGCCAGCUCAUGGAGUGUGAGAAGAGGCUGGCUGCCAUCCAGCAUCAGUUCAGUGGAGACCAAGACCAAACCCAGCUAGACUCAAGCAGGGUUCCUCAGACAUUCAGCGAUGAUUUGAGCUCACAGAAGGAGCUAAGGAAGACAAGUGAGAAACAUCAGGUCUCAGCUGAGGUGACUGAGGUGUCUGCUGACGAGACAGAGGGGGCGGAGAAGCAGGUCUCUGCCGAGGCAGCCAGAAAAGAGGCUUUUGAAAGAUAUGAAAACUCUAAAAGGACCCUUCAAGCCCAACUGGGUAAAAAUGAACAGAGUUUGCAAGAUGUUCCUUCUGAUUCGGUUUCUCUGAAGGGCCUGCACACUCGCCUCCAAGAAAUACAGUUUAUGAGGCAGGAGACGGAGUCCCUGUGGUCUGAAUAUGCAAACCAGUGCUCUCAGUUGGGCGAGGAGGUGUUCUUGGAGCAGGAGCGGACAGGGCUGCAGGAGCAGUGGCGCAGCCAGCAGACACACCUCCAGAGGCGGGGCAGCUCUCUGGGCACGGCGCUCCGACAGAUCGACUCCACUGAGAACCACAUGGUGGACUUCAGCGAGCGCCUGGAUCGUUACCUGAGACAACCCAAAGACGUCAGCGGCUUCAGUCUGGCCAAGUCCAACAUCCUCAGAGACAUCAAGGAACUGGAUGAUAACAUUCAAAGCGAGCUGGACCAGCUGUCGCGGUUGAAUCCCGAGUCCUGUGAGCUGGAUCCUCGGGAAUGCUUCCCUCUGAUGCGCGAAGUGGAGACUCACAAAGCCAGCCUGGAUCAGCUCCGGCAGCAGGUCCGGAAGAGCGAAGCAGCUGCUCGCGCCCUGGAUCACUUUCUCAUGUCGCUGCGUACUCUGGAUGAAGACAUCUCGGGGGUCCAAGGGGCCCCCUGCAGUGAUGGCAUGCUCCUGCAGGAAUGUCGCUCCAAGCUGGCGCUGAUCAGGCAGAGCAUCGACAGUCUGAAAGAGAAGGCGCCUCAGCUGGACCUGCUCCUGCAGGGAGCGAGGCUGACCGUCACCAGGGAUGGAGCCCCCGCCUCCUGCCUGGACAUGGUCAGCACUCUGCUCAGGCGGCAGGAGGAGGCUGACGCUGGGCUGUCCAGCCAGCAGAGAAGCCUUCAGAAGGAGAGUCAGAGCAAAUCUCUGGGUUUGAGGAAGAGGAAAAUGAUGGGGGAGCUACAGAAGCUGCAGGAAACUGUUGAAAAGCAAGACCUAAAGGAGCCCACCAUUCCUGCUGUGCAGCACAUGCUCCGUGCUCUGUUGGACUUGGAGGGUCAGCUGCAGACUCUGCAGGCUGAGCUCCAGGUCCUCCGGGAGCAGCAGGACAGACCAGGAGGCGCAGAGAACCCCCUGCAGGAACUGGAGACUCAGUGGAACAACACCCAGAGAUCUUUCUUUGAUAGGAGGAAUGUGUGCAAUAGUUUGUUGGAGCUUCUGAAGAAGUUCCAGAUGAGCCGCAGUCAGCUGAGCAGCACCAUCCAGAGAGCAGAGCAGACCAUCAGUGACCAGGCCUCCUACAUGGGCAAAGACAACCUGCAGAGAUGCAUGACCAGGGUGUGUGACGUGAGGAAGGAGUUGGGGGGUCUCAGCCAGCAGAUUGAGGAGCUGAGAAGUGUUUGCAGACAGCUGCAGUCGGAGCUGAAGAAGUUCCCUGCUUGCAGCGAGCCUCGCUUUGAGGCGGAGGCUGACACACUCAUGGACAGCUGGCUGGAUGUCACAGAGAAGAUUGAUGCCUUCAUGGACAACCUUCAAGUGGGACUGGAGCUGUGGGAGAAGCAGCUGAUGCUGGGUGGUGAGGUGGACAGCUGGGCUGGAGCCAAGCUGGCCCUUUUUGCAGAGAGCCAUCCCUUCCAGCAAGAGCAGCAGGUUCUGGACAUGAGGGAUGAGAUCUGUGCCAACGAGGAGAAUGUUUCACAUUUUCACAAGAAAUCCUUGGAAAUUCAAAAGAUGCUGCAGAGUCAGGAAGCUCCUUUGGAGCUGCAGGUGAUGGAGACCCAGCUGAGGAAGAGGAUGGAGCAGGUGAAGGAGCUGUUCACUGAUUGCACAGAUGUCUUUGAAGAGCUCACCGCUGUGAGGAAACAUCUCACCGAGAAGGUCAAGGAGUGCCAGACGGCAGUGGACAACAUUCAGCACUGCCUAAAGAAACUUGACUCUUCAGAACCAGCGACGGAGUCCCAGAUGCAGGAUCUGUGUGACACUCUGGAGUGUCAGGAGGAGCGUGUGGAGGCCCUGCUCAAGGAGAUGGGCUUGGUUUCCAGUGUGGCCAGUCCUCUGGUGCUGGAGGAGCUGACUGCUGACUGCAGCACUCUGAAGGAGAACAUCGCCCACACCAAAGCUAUGAUCCAGCUGAGGCAGGAGGAGAAGGAGCAGGGAAUGCUCCAGGUCAUCAGAGAGAAGCAGCAGUCUUUCGAGGAGUGUUUCCAGGAUCUGCAGCUGUCUGUCAACGAGUGCUUUGAGAACCCUGAGAGCCGGAGCGACGUGGAAACAAACGUGCACAGACUUUCAUGUUUCCUAAAGUCCAAAGACACACAGAGACGUCUGGAGCAGCUGGAAGAUCAGCUCCAGAGAUGCAGCAGGAAGCCCCCCUCCCAGGAGCCCCGUGAGCUCAGCCAGUGGCUGAAGGAACAGCAGGAGGAGGUGUCCACCUUCACCAGCCACUGCCUCAGCAGGCAGAGACAGAUGGAGUCUCUGCUCUCUGACUUGGAGCGCCUCCAGCAGCAGCAUGACGGCUUCUGUGAGUGGAUCCAGAGCAAGGAGCAACAGUCUGUGGGGUCAGAAGACGCCAGGGGCCUCCUCAGCGAUCUGCAUGCUGGCAGCGUUAAAGCUGAAACACUCAGUGAACUCAUGGCGUCGAUACGCAGACGAGGAGUCCGAGCAGAAAACCUCCUGAAAGAUGGUGACAAUGCCAUCCAGCGCUACAGAAACCUGGAGGCUCGGCUGCAGAAACACGUCGACGUCCAGGACGCUCUUCAGAGCGAGUACUGCCACUUUAAGCGGCAGGCAGAGAACACCAAGUCCUGGAUCAGUCAACUUCUGGAUCCCAUCAUCGCUGCUGGGAGUGACAGUGUCACAGAGACGCUGAAGUCCAAAGCUCUGGCUCUUCUAAACUCCAGACCUGAAGGAGAGGCCAAAGUGAACGAUCUGAGAACGCAAAUGGAAAAUCUGCUGGAGCAGGAGGAGUUUGAGGAGAGCCGGAGACAGGAAGUCCAGCUGUUGGUCAGAGAUGCAGAGAAGGAGCUGCUUUCUGCUCUGCAGGAUGCAGAAGAAGCUCUCAGUAAGGCGGAGACACAAGCCCUGUUGGACAAACAGCUUGUUGCUCUCCGAAGCCAGAACGACAGCUUCAGGUCCUGGAUUAAAGACCUGUCUGAGAACCUGACAUCUUUAAGAGGCCACCAGGACCCCGAGGAGAAGCUAAAGAUUGCACAAACUGUUCUGAGCUCCAGGUCUUCAGGGGAGACCAGGCUCCAGGAUCUGAAGGAACAAUCUCAGAAUCUGUGGGAUAAAAAGGGGUUGAAAGAGAACAUCUCCAGUGCGGUCAGGAACACAGAGGAGCAGUGGUGGGAGGUCAUCCAGGCUGCAGAAGCGGCCGUCAAGCAGGCAGAAGAGGAAGCUGCCUCUGAGAGGAACUUUGAGGCUUUCAAAGCCCAAACUGAGAGUGUCCAGACCUGGAUCAGAGAGCAGAGGCAGAAGCUGCUGGACCUUGGAAGUCAUGCAGAGUUUGAACAGCGGCUACAAACGGCACAGGCUUUUAGGAGCUUAACCCCUGAAGGAGAUUUAAAGCUGCUUGAUCUGAAGACCUUCGGUGAGCGUCUGUGUGAGCCCCCGCAGGGAGGCAGGAAGCCGGAAGUGCAGCAGCUGGUGACCUUCACGGAGCAGCAGUGGACUUCAGUGUUGCAGAUCCUCAGACAGCUGGAGCUGCGAGCUCUUUCAGACGACUUCAGCGCUCAGACUAAAGCCACCGAGGCUUGGAUCAGAGAGCAACAGCAGACGCUGGAGGCUGUCAGCUGUCACGCCUCCCCUGGAGACAGAGUCUGUGCAGCUAAGGCUGUUCUAACCUCCAGACCUGAGGGCGACUUCAAGGUGAACAACCUAAGGAGACGAGGCCAGAGUGUGUGUGACCAUCAAGACGCUGACGAGGCCAGCAAAGUCUGCGUCCAACAGAGUGUGAAGGAAACAGAGCAGCAGUGGAGGAAGGUUCUAGAAUCGGCCAAGCAACUUCAAUCUGCAGCAGAAGCUGAGAUUUCUCAGAAUAGAGAAAGAAAAAUGUUAGAGUGGAGAGAAUUUGACACCAAUAAGGAAGACACUGAGCGUUGGCUGGAGGAUCUUCUUCAACAGCUGGACUCUGUGAGCAGCCGAGCUAAAGCUGAGGACAGACUGCGUGCAGCACAGGCCAUUGUGAACUCAGAGUCUGAAACAGAAUCCAGGCUCCAGAGGCUCGGAGCGCAGGUUCACAGUGUGUGCCGCCAGGACCUGGAGGUGCACAAGAAACAAGAAGUCAAACAGAAGGUAAAAGACAUGGAGGAGAGGUGGACCAGAAUCCUGGAAGCUGCCAAACAAGCCCUGAGUCAGGCGGAGAGCCGAUGCGCUCUUGAGCAUCAGCUGGAGGAUCUCCAGACCCUGAGAGAAGACUUCAGGAAGUGGCUGGAGGAAAAGCAGCACAACUUCCUGCUCCAGGGCAGGCUGACUAAUCCAGAACAGAGCCUCAACAACGCAAAGGAUUUGCUGAGCUGCAAACCUGACGGGGACUCCAAGCUGAUGGUGCUCAGGAGGCAAUGCCAGAGCUUCCUUGACCGGGAGGGGUUGGAGGAGCAGGAGAGGCGAGACGCUCUUGAGAUGCUGCAGGACUCAGAGGAGCGAUGGAAAACUGUGCUAGAGGCUGCUGAGAACUCUCUGCAGCGAGCUGAGGUUCGAUAUUCGCUGUUCAGGGAGCUGGAGGCUUUCUGCACGCAUGCGGGCAAGACUGCGAGCUGGAUUGACAGCUUGCAGAAACAAGCCGACUCCAUGAGGGGGGGCACUCAGGGCACCAGAGCUCAGAUUGAGGAACGGUUAAACGUUGCACAGAUCGUUCUGGGCUCCAGGUCCCAGGGAGACGCUCAGGUGACAGAGGUAAAGAGGAGAGCGCAGAAUCUCUAUGAAUACGAGGAGCUGGAGGAGGACAGAAGGGCGGAGGUGCAGCAGAGAGUGGGGGACAUGGAGGAGCACUGGAGGACACUUGUGCAGAAUGCAGAGGAGACGCAGAGACAGCUGCAGGGUCUGGUGGACCGCCUGGUGUCCUGUCAGUACAAGCGAGGACAGGCGGCGACCCGUCUGGCUGAGCUGCAGAAGCAGGUGUCCAACCUGCGGUGCGUCUUCCCCUGGCCAGGCCUGGGGGAGCGAAGGCAGGCUGUGGACCAGGCCCGUGCCCUGCUGGAGCAAAGCGCCGCCGUGGCGCCACUGCUGUCUGCUGUGCGCACCCAGGCUGCUGAGCUGCUGGAAAUCACAAAGGAUCAAAGCUGGGCAGAUCCCUGCUGGACAGUUGAGGGCGGAGCCAUCGCUGCUCUGCAGAGCGAGCUCAAUGACGUGGUGUCCCAGCUAGAGUGCAGCAUCGUGGUGGAGCGGCAGUGCACCCUGCUAUUGGAGCAGCACCAAGCAGCCCAGGUUUGGCUGAGGGAGCAGGUUAAAGGGCUGGGACCCCCCCCAGCAGACCGACAAGGUCUGCACAACGCUGUCAACAAUCUAAAGGCUUUGAUCCAGACUGUCACCAGAGAGCAGAGGGAGAUGAAGGAGCUGGACUCUGCCAGAGACAGUUUGCUGAGCCUCUGCACCCCUGCAGGCCAGGAUGCUCUGAACCUGGAGGUCAGCCAGCUCUAUGACCUCCAUGCUGGCUCUGAGAGGGAGGUGAGGGAGCGGCUGGCUGCCUGUGAGCUCCGGCUGGAGGAGAGUGACCGUGAGCUGGCCAGGAUGGCCGGGGAGCUGAGGGAGAGAGCAGCAGCCCUGCAGUGGGAGCUGCGAUCCCUGGACCAGGCGCUCAGCUACAGUGAACCACAGAACAACAUUGUUCAGCUGCAGCAGCACUGGCACAGCCUGCAGAACUGUGAGAACUCCCUGGAGGAUUUGGGCGGGAAAGUUGAGGAGUUGCACCAGGAGGUCGAGCAGACGUCUUUAACCAAAGAGCUGCCUGCAGAAAUUCUCAGUCUGGUUGAGUCUCUGUGCCAGCAGCACACCAGUCUGAGAUCCAGGCUGUGCCAGCAUCUGGAAACCUGCUCUGCAAACACAGCCAGCUGUCUGAAGAACUGCCUGUGCGCCUUACAGAGGUGGAACCAAAGCUGCCCUGCAGACUCUGCGUCAGCCUUGCAGGUUGCAUUGCAGGAGGGUAAGACGUUGAAGGAAAGCCUGCAGGAGGCGCUGUCUUGUCAGCAGUUUUUAACAGCCUGUCUGAUGCAUGAGAAGCUUGAGGAACUGCAGAAACAGUGUUUGGAGGCACUUGGAGAAGCAGACAUACACACUACUUCACUAAAUCAAAGCUUAAAGGAACACGAUCAGAAAAGGAAACAACCUGAGAUUCAGCCCUCGGAUGUUUUCCACGGAUCCACAGAGGAUACAAAGAUCUCUGUCGUUGCGCCUCCACGGAAAAAAAAGCUUUCAGUUGAGAAGUGUCAAGUACAGGAAAAGGUUCCUCUGAAAGAGGAGUCUACAUCUGUUAAGGAUGCACUGCUUGAGCCUCCUGAAACACCAAGUGGAACGGAAGUCACAGGAGGCACUGCAGUUUUGGAGCUAACCAGUGCAGAAUUGAGCUCCGAUGAGUUUCAAGGAGCAAACUCAAGAGAAGAAAAAACAGACGAAGAGAUGAAGCUGGUUCCUGAGGAAUCUGCUGCGAUCCAUGCAGUAGCUUUACCUGUGGAUGGAGCAGAGACUUCACCCCAAAACCUCAGGAGACACUCAGGUUCAGAUGAAAUCCAGGCCAUACUGGAAGCUACUGUUGUGGCUGAUGAGCUAAAGCUAGUUUCCCAGCAUGAAUCUGCUAGUUUAGAACUGAAGGAGGUUUUACCACCCAAGAGAAAGUCAAAAAGUCUUCCUCUACAGGAUGCCGAACAGAAAGUAGCCCAGCUCGACGAAAAAACAGGAAGUCAAAGAUUUGCUUUAGAUUUGAGGAAGGAAACAGAAGGUUCAGCCAUAGCAGAAGCAAAACUUAUACCUGCUAGAAGAAAAUCAAAGAGUGGAAUAGCCCAGUCAUCUGAGCUGACCGUUUCCCAUCAUGCAAGUGCUGACAGAGAACAUGACUGCUCAAAACCUUCAGCCUUACUGACUGAGCCCGAAACCACGGACACCAUCCCUGCAGAGGACAAGCCAUCUCCAAGUAAAAGAAGGUCCAAAGAGAGCAAGCAUCUCUCCGAACCAGCUGAUGCAGAACUGACUGAAAGCACACAGGAUUCUGUAGAGCAGGUGCAUUUAAAAACCAAAGAAACAUGUCAGGCUGAGGAAGAAAUCCACAAAAAACAAAAUAAAAAACCCGACUCAUCAGAUGCAAAGACUGCAUCUGAGAAUAUUGAAGAACCAGACUGGGUCGAGCCUUUGCAGAAAACAGAAAACAUUAUUUUGAAAGAAUCAAAAGUCACGCCGCCAAAGAGGAAGUCAAAGGGUGCAGUCAGCCUCUCUGGUGAGAUUAGUUUGGAGCUGAAAGAAACAAGAACCGAUCUUGAUAGUGCUUCUGUGCCUGACCAGUCAGUUACCAUAACCAGUCGUGACGAUGGCACACUCAAGUCUGUCGCUGUAACUUCCCAAGAUCUUUCUGGUGAGACAGAAACACAGACCAUCAAAAAGCCUGACACUUUGAUGAAAGAAGCAUCUGAUGAGGGAACCCCUAACACUGAUCCACAGCCCACAUCCUCUCAGGAGGUGUCUGAAGAUGUGAAAAAAGGAAAGAUUUCGCCACCAAGAAGAAAAGUAAAGGCUCAACAACUCUCCAUACAGAUUGAAACCACAGGUUUGUCUCAGACCAAUGAAGACUCCCAUCUGGUUCAUUCCACAGAACAGAAAGAAGCUGUUCCUGUGGAAAUUAACGAACCCAUAUCAGAAAGAGGGUUCAGGAAUUCCCUAGAAACCACGGAAACUGAGAAAGAAUCUCCAAGUCAUGUUCUGGAUUUAAGUGUUGCAGUAAAACCAAAUGAGCAACCAUCAGCUGUUACAGAAGCAGAAAGUUCCAAUGGUUUUACCAAACCUCUUUACAAAGAGACUUUUUCUGUCCAGGAAUGUGACACUGGGAGGCUUCCCUCUCCUACAGAGCUACCCUGUCUUGUUGCAGAAGACAGCAAGUCCAAGAACACUGAGAGAAAGUCAAAUGAUGUGGACUUUUCCACAGUUUCAGAAUCAGGACUUCAGGAUUUCACUGAUGGAAAGACAGAGUCUUCUUUGGAGGAAGUUGACAAACCUACCACAACUUUGGUCACAAAGAAGACUGACUGUAUUGAUGAUGAUAGUAUGGUUGUUGACAUGAACACGGGUAAGGAGGACACAAGAGAGCAGGCUCUUGGUGAUCAGGACUUGCUUCAGCUGCAGUUGGAGAAAGGAGAUGGUCCACCUCAAAGUGAGUUCCGUAAUCUUGAGUCUGUUUCUAAAACAGCACAGUCUGCUCCAGCAGAAACCACACUUAAUGAAUGCUUAACUGCACAAGAUGACUUAAAUAUAGCUCUGGUGGUUGACAAACAAGAGCAACUAGCCAUCUCAGCUGCAAAUGUUCAGAAGCAAAAAUCUGAUGACCACGAAACAUUUAUAAUAGGUGAAAAACAGGUACUGGAACAACACCCGGCUUCUACUGGUAAACCAGGAGACAUUGAGUUGAAUAGAGCUGAAGUUGAUACUAAAGAGCACAGUCAGCGAGAAUCUUUUGACAUAAUCUCUGCUGAACAAAAUAGAGAUGAUCCAAGACAACUCGUAGACAUGGAAACCAAUCACAGUCCUGCAACUUCAGAUGUUAUUUCUACCUCAAUGACUUGUGAUGUGCAGGAAGAACCAAAGACAGCAGACGAACCCAGAGCAGACGCAACACACAUUGCUGCUGGACAACAUAAGGGUGACGUGUUGUCUCCUUGCACAGAGCACACUGCUGACAUGGGAGAAAGAUUGUCUUUACACACUGACAAGGAGUCAGUUUGUGACUCUCCUGCAGCACUAGACGUGCCCUUCCUAAAAAACCCGGCUGAUGUAGAGACUGAAUCCCAAAGUGGAGCUGAACAGGUUCCAACAGACACAAGUUCGGAAUCUGUGCAGCAGCUUGAACAUGCUGGAAAAGCUGAUUUUGAGUACACCUGGGCUGCAGGUACCCAGAGCAAACUGCAGCAUCCACAAGAUGUAGAGAUUCAAGAAAAGAACGUUUGCGCAAUCGUUCUAGACACAAGUCAAGCAUUUCUACAGACAUCUGGUACUCGUCCCUGUGAAAAGGAUUUUACCGAGACCUGUAAUGAGUUGGAUUUUAGACUAGAGUCAGUAACAUCUGACACUUUGAGCUCUGAGUUUCCAGAACCUGAACACAAGAGUGAUGAUGCUUUAGAACAAUCUGGGUCCAAGUUUAUGGACAGAGAUCUUUUAUCAGAAUCCCAUAUGGAAGCUGCUCCCCGUUCUGAUGAUAAAGACACCUCAGAUAUAAAUAAAUACAUCGAUAAUCUGUAUGAAAGCAUAUGGAAAAACCAAACAGAGGUCCAAAAACGAUACCUGGUACUUAAUGUCCCAGAUAAGAUGAUCUUUCAGACUUGUGAGGCAGACUUUGCUCACAGGUCACAAGAGACUGUGGCUCAAAGUGACACCUCAACAACCCUUCCACAUGCAGCAGCGUGGACUCAGAAAGGACCGACUCUGAUGACAAAAACAAGCCCAUCAGAAGACGACAUGUCUGGACAAAGUGAAACUGGGAAUCGGGUCAAAUUUUCUGAUCAGAAAACGUGUCUGGAAAGACCAGAAAAUGUUUUGGAUUGUCUUGUUGAGAAGGAGCAAAGUGAGGAAUUAACAUAUUACUUGCCUGGUGAACCUGAGAGCCAGGAGAAGGUCUGUGAGGUACGCAUUCUGCAGCUCGAUAUGAGCACCAAUCCUGGGGAGGAGGAGGACAGCAUGUCCUUCAGACUAGGGAGGGAACAAAGAAUCGACAUCACCAAAACCAUUAUCCAGGAUGAAAGUGAACAAGAGACCAGACCAGAAGUUCAAGAUACACUAUCUCCAACAGAUUUAGCCAAACUCCACCCUUCCUCCCAAACAUCACCAGAGCCAAAGACAGAAUUUAUAGAAAUACAGUUGUUUGAGCAAACUGUAGUAGAACCCAGAGAGACUGAGACCCAGACUGAGAAAAUCGAAGCAGUCAAGGAGGAGAGCAGUCAGGAUGAAGAUCCCUCUUCCAUUAUAGAUGGCAGGGAAUCUUCACUAACAUGCCUAGAUGAAGGCUCCAUCUUUUCUAAGAGAGUUCCUAUCGAAGCUGAAGAGUGUGUUCUUUAUAUUGAUAUACAAACAGCUCCAGAAGACCAAGAACACAAUUCUGCUCCCAGAGAAACAGAAAAGAAGAUAAACAUUGUUCAAACCGACAUUCAGACUCAAAGAAUAAACCAAACUUCAACAGAUAGUGUUGCAGAACAUAAAAUAUCUGAGAUGAAGACUGAAGAGCAACAAUCCGGAUGCAAGGACUGUGGGGAUCCGAUACAAAUUUACUCCCACAAGACAAAAAUUAGCUCACGUUCCCCAGAUGUCAUCAAUCACACUCAAACUGAAACAGAGUUCACGAAAACCACGCAGGAAGGACCUGGACAGGACAUAGAAGAGGUCCGAGAAGACCGCCUUGAAGAUCCAGCUCAAAGACUUGAGGUAGAAGAAAAGCUGGUGACGAUCCAGAAGCAGCCUGGCAUGCUGGAUUUCCAAAAGGACAUAAGCAGCAAUCUGCAGGUCCAUCAACCAAACCUUCAGAAGGCAGGUGUUGUAGAUGCUGCUGACGUUCUGCCUGACAGGUCGGAGUCUGCAAUGACUCAAGAGGAGGAUCAAGAAAGCAUCAGUGGCUUCCAGUCAAAGGAUGAUCCUGUGACUACUGGAACAAGUCGUGAACAGCUGCAGCUGACAGAGGAGCACAAGCAGAGACAAAGUAACGUCACCAUGGAGACAUCCCCCGAAAUGAGUCCCACAGAAGUCUUGGAAAAGGAGUUUCAAAACGAGGAGAUGUCAGGUCCUAACAGGACAACGACAGAGGUAUUGGGCACACCAUUGGCUGAGAGGGAAGCUCCUCGCCUGGAAGAGUCUUUUUAUCCGAUAAGUCAAGAACAAGAAGUUUAUUUGAAGGCUGACACAGAAGUCCAAAGGCCUCCAAAGGAAUCAGCACUUAAGAGCAUCUUCUCAGAGAUGCUAACAGGGUCAGAAGUCCCCAGCCUGGAGGAGGACGCCCUGGAGGCUCUGACCACAUCCACCUCUGAUCUUGGACUUUGUCUAAGCAGACUGGUAUUUAAAGUCCAGUCUUUCAAGAACCGUCCAGCGGAGCUCUGCCCAACAGCAAUGACUCGGCAGAUAGAGGAGCUUCAGGAGUGCACAGAGCUUAUCCUGGGGCAGCUGGCAAAGUUCAGUCAGCCAAAGAGAGGAGAGGCAGAACCUGAGGAGCCCCUGAAUGUCCUGUGGAGCUCCGCAGCUCAAGAUGCUGCUGCUGUCAUCCAGAACAAAGAGGUCCAGCUGCAGCUGGUGAUGGAUUACUGCAGACAGAUCCAGGCCGCAAAGACCACAGUGGAGAGGCUGACUGCAGAGCUGGACGCUGCGAAAAGUGUGGAUAUUUCUUCCAGGUCUCCACAAGCGAGCAGCCGAAAGGAGGUGGAGCAUCUUUGCUUUCUACAGAGGAGCAUGGAGGAAAACAGAGCAGUUCUCGGGGAGUUGCUAAUGACCAGCACGAAGCUGUGUCUUCAUCUCAACACGUCCGACCGAGAAGCUGUCCUGACGGAGCAGAAGAGCCUACAGGAAAAGUGGACAUCUCUGGAGAGGACCAUGGAGCACGCUCUUCAACACACCAAUGUCUACUUUCAGCAGAGCAGCAGUCUCCUGUCGGAUCUGUCAGGUCUACAAGACUACCUGGAGAUGACCAAGAACACUCUUGAAAGCAUGUCCUUCUCAGAUGGUCAGUGGAAUUGGAAGGAUGCACAGCAGCUUAUGGAAGCAAAUGCCAAAGUCAGAGGAGCCCAGCAGCAAUACCUCCACUUCCAGCAGCUGUCCACGGAGCUGCUGGUCAGCUCACGCUGGGAGUAUGAAUCAAAGAAUAUUCAUGAUAGGCUCCAGGAGAUCAAAGACAUGCUUCACUUCAUAGAGGAGUCGGUUUCUUCUCGGACCAAGAACCACAGCAACCCCAUCAUGGAGAAAGUGCUCACUGUGAUGAGUGAUGGCCUUACCUGGGCCAAAAAAACUGAGUGUGACAUUGAGUGCAAGAGGAAGAGGGUGCCUCUUCUUCCUGAAGAAGUUCAUUGGCAGUUCAGGGAUCUGAAGAAGCUGCAGUCUGAUGUGAUAACAAAGCAGGACCAGCUGGAGACUCUGGUGGAAGAAGUUGUGGAUCUCCUUCCAUCAUUGGAUCAAGCAGAAGAGGUGCCCAUCAUCCAAACUUCCCUGGACAGCCUUGAGGAAGUCUCUAGGUCCACCUCUGAAAAGCUGUCCCAGGCCAUAAAAGAUGUAGAGUUUGCACUCCAGACCAGAGAAAAGCUUUCUGAGCAAAUUGCUGACCUGGACUCCUGGAUUGUGGCUCAUUUACAGUUAGAAGUGUCAAGAACCACAGACGCUGAGCUCCGGAGUUUUUCCAAACUGAAUCUUAGGCUUCACCAGAUCCAAGGGACCCUCACUGAGGCAGAGAGGCAGGCAGCCAUCUGUGAGGCUCUUCUUAUGACAAGUAGGGACAUUUCAUCCGAGCUCAGUCCGACAGAGGCUUGUCAGCUUUUCGACAAGAUAAAGAACCUCCAAGAAAACAUUGCAGGCAUCAUCAGUAGAGCAAGGUUGAAUAAAGAAGAAAUGGAGGAGCUCAUUCAGACCACAGAUUCAAGGAAGAAGCACUUCACUGUUGUUGAAAAAGGCCUGAGACAGAUGUCUGUGGACCUCUGCAGAUAUGUGUUCCCCAUCACAAAAGAGUCUCUGCAAGCUUUAGAAUCCUUAAAGUGCAUGAUGCUGGAGCACAAGUCCCAAAUUGACCUUCUCAUCCCAUGGAUUUCCCAAGAAAAGACAAGCAAACUGAAUUCUGUUAUUUCUGACCUUCAGAGCAAAAUCCUUAGCCUGGAAAUGAAAGCCAGAGGGCAUGAGAGUUACCUGAACACAAGGAAGUGUGUGGACGAACUCAGGGAGAAGAUUCAUGGCAAAGUUAAAGACAACAGCAGGGAUCUGCAGGAAAUGUGUGAGACACUCCUGAUCCAACUUCCUCUGAUGAAUACGUUGUGUAGGGAAGCUGGCUGCAAACUUCAGAGGAUUUCUCCUGAUCUGAAUCCCUCACAGCUCAUUGUGGAGCAACAGAGGCUCAAGCAAAGUGAGGAGAGACUUAGAACCUGGGAGACGUCUCUUGAAAACAGCAUAGGACUCAUCACAUGUGAGGUGCUGAAAGACAUGGACUUUCAAUUAGAGAAAGAAGCCACUCAGAACUUCCUCACUGUCACCUUUGAAGAGCUACAGGAUGUCCCCUCACUGAAACCAAAUCAAAAGCUGAUUGACCGUGAAUACCAGAGAGUCGUGCGUUUGAAAAAGGUUGUGGAGUCCAGAAUGAGAGUCUUGGAAGUCCUUCAGCAACAAGCACGGCCCAAAGGCCCAAAGUCUCAAGAGCUGAUGGGUUUGAUGAAUGCAGUCCUCAAAGAGUGUGACCAACGGAUGGAGUGUAUCUGGCAGGCCAAGCAGCAUCUGAGCAGCUUUAUUGAUGCUGUUAGUGAUGCAGAUCAGUUCCUGCGGAACACGGAGGUCUCACUGCUGCCCCCGCAGGGCCCCACUGGACCGUGCCGUGAAUUUCUGAAGGAGACCCAGCGUGUUUUGACAUCCUUUGAGAGGCACUUCCAGACCUACAUUGAGCAGCUCCAGAACUGUGCAGCUUCCAGCAAAUAUCUAUGCCCUGAAAAGCUGAAGCUGCUGCACGAAACUGUUGUGAGCCAUCUCCUGGUGAGGAGCUCCACACUCCAGGCACAGGGCCACGUGAAAGAGGAGAGUCUCAGCAGUUGUGCAAAGCAGCACGCAAACUACACCAAGACCCAAGAAGAAAUCCUCCUGAGAGUCAAGACUGCAGAGGAACGUCUGCUAGAGCUGGUCUCUCAGAAGAUGACUUGUCUGGCUGACAGCACGAACCACAAGGAACAACUCACAGCCUUGUCUGAAGACAUGGAGGCCCUGCUGAGGCGUUUUGGGGAACUAAGGGAGUGGUGUCCACAUCAGAGCUGCUGCAGAACCAGGGAGACCAACGCCGCUGCUGUACGGAGGCGUGUGCUGGAGUUGCGUCUUUGCUCGAAUGAGCUGGCCGCUCGCAGCAGACAAAAAGUCUCUGAAUGGAUUAGCGUCUCUCACAGUCUGGAGAAAGCCUCUGAAAUUCUGCAGCAAGUGGAGGCAGAACUUCCAGAGGGAGACGGCUCCAAGCUCUCCAGUGAGGACCUGCAGGACCGGCUGCAGUCCCUGGAGCAGUACCAGGAGCGCGUGGACUGUGAACACCGAGCCCUCUCUGGACUGGAACUGCGAACAGCCAGGCUGUUGGGUGUCCCUGCCCACCUGGGACAAGCUCCUCCCAUCCCAGUCUGUCAGCAGCUGCAAGGAAUGCAGGGCCGAUACAGCAGUGUGAAGCAGAGGAGUAAGGAGGCGCUGCUGUCAGCCAAGCAGGAGCAGGCGGACAGGGAGAAGGUCCGUGAAGAUCUGCAGGUUGUCAGUGCUUGGAUGGAGGCCGCAGGUCGCCUCCUACUGGCCGAAGGGGAGGACAGCAGCACCCAGUUGGUGUACGGGCAGCUGGACGCACACAAGGCUUCACUGCAACGUAUCACAGAGAGCCUCCAGAUGAAAUACAAAGACAAUGACACUUUGGUCCCGCUGGAGAUUGAAAGUCAACUUCAGGAAGUCACAAAUUCACUUGGUCAAAUAGAAUCAAAGGUGGGCGAGGUUUUGAGGAGGAGCGGUCCAAACUACAGGCUUGGGGUGAAGCUGUCUGACAUCCAUGCUGGUCUGACGUCAGUUCAGAGAAGACUGGAGGAGAGAAGCCCCAGUGUGAUGGAGGCAAAGGUCACACAGAAGUGCGUUUGGGAUGAGCUGGACUUGUGGCACUCCCGUCUGGCAGCGCUGGAGGUGGCUGUGCAUGAUCUGGAGGAGCCACAGGAGGUGCUGGUCUUCACAGAGAGACUGGUUGAGGUCCAGCAGCUCUACUCCCUUCUGGCCAAACAGGCUGAGCAAAGGACCACCCUCCUCAGCAAGGUUCCUGCAUGGCUUCAACAGCAUAAGGAGAUGAUCUGCAGCUCUGAGAGCUGGAUGGCUGAGGCGCGCACGUGGCUGGCUGCGCCGUGCACUUACACCACGGCCAAAUGUUUGAGGAACCACGUCAACGCUCUGCAGAUCGUCCUGAACGACGCGGCCCAGAUCCAAGCCACGCUGCAGAGCUUCACCUCUGUACUGACGGAGAUGUCGCAGGUUUACGACACCAUAGUCCUGCAGGAGCAGCUGGAUGAGGCCAGCCUUCAGGUGUCGGCUGUGCAGGACAGCUUUAGCGCGCCGCUGCAUCAGCUGGAGCACGCAGCCGCCGAGGCGGAGGCCAUUGAGAGGGAAGUGAGGCAGAUGGAGAACGAAGUGGCUGACAUCAAGAUGUUGCUAACUUCUCCUGAGACGUUCCCCAGCCCCAGAGAGAGUCGACUGAAGAUGAUUGAGCAGAGGAUUCAGUCCAUGAGGAGAACAGUUGCUGAGAUCCAGAAAUGCAAACCGGGCCUUUGUCUCCCGCUGCAAGCUGAAAACACUCUGAGCGUCUUCACAGUCGUGGAUCAGCUGCAGACUCUGCUGAUGGAGCUGGAGAAGAAAGUUCCUGCUCUGUUCAUCCAGCAGCCUCAAACUCCGGUUCAGACCAAGACGUCAUCCAAGCCGCAGGAGUCCACUGAAGACGUCGAGGAGGAGCAGGGCCAGAUCAGGAUUGCGCAUUUUGAGGAGGACCCACUGAGGAGGUCUGGUGGCAUCCUGCAGACCGUGGAGCAGUCUCCACUUCAACAGAGUCAGCCCCUGAAGCCAGACACCUCUGAGGCCGCGGCCCGGGCGGACCAGAGGGCAGCAGAGGGAGGCAGGGAGGAGCUGAGGGGGGAAGAUGAUGAAGAAAGCGUUUUGUGGAGGCUCUUCGGGUCUUUCCUGGGAGCCCCCUCAAAGGCUUCUGCAGCCGUCUGUGAAGAAUCUGGAGCCGGAGGGAAGCGGGAACUCGCUGCAGCUGACACACAGGGGUCAGAGGAACCGCAGCCGGCUGAGGCGCAGCCGAGGCCCCGCCCCCCUGCAGCUACACUCCACCUGUGUCUGGAACAGGUGAACCGGCUCGAGCUGUGGCUGCUCACAGCGGAGCAGAGCGUGGCGUCUGCUGGAGCUGCCAUGCAGAAAGGCGUAGAAGAGCAGCUCCACACCUACCAGGAGAUGAUUCAGGAGAUCGAGGUGAAGGUCUCCAGCCUGUCAGAGCACAGCUGCGCUCUCGACCUGCAGAAGUCACAUGAGGCGUCCCAGCGAGAGGCGGCCGAGCUUCUGAUCUCCAGACUGGAGCUCCUGAAAGUCAAGCUGGUGUCCUUCCAGCAGCUGCUGCAGGACGGACACGGCGAGGAAAACAUCUGUGACGGAGAGCCAGAAGAACAGAGCUCUCUCCCCCAGACACAGCCCCCCCUUGAGACGGUGCAAAAGCGCAGCAGCGAUGUCCAGGAAAUCUUUUCCUCGCCGCAAAAUACGCUUCUCAGACAAAGCAGCCUGCAGCAACAGAAGGACCUGGAGCUGGAGCUCACGCAGCAGAGGGGGCUCACCCAGGCCGUCGCCCAGCAGGGCAGAGGUCCACCCAACAGCCGAGACUCCGAGGACGGCAGGGAGUCUUCGCUGUGGGGGCUCCCGGCCCGGGCUGCCGUGGGGGAGGACUCUGCUCUGCAGAAGUGGGACGUUCUUCACACUCGGCUGCUCGCUUUAGAGGAGAGCUGCCUGCUUCCUCAGUGUGAGGUGACAGACUCAUCUCUGAAGGCCUUUGAUGGAACAGCAGGAUGCAUGUUCGGCGCAGAAACCCUGAAAGAGGUCCAAACCGUCAUCAGCCGCCUGCAGCUGCUGGAGUUCACAUCUGCACAGCUGCAGAGUGAGGCCGCUGCUGAGGCGGGCUCUCGACUGGCGUUGGACGAGGGUUUGUUUGAUGUGCUGCACGGAGCGGCCCUGUCCCUCUCCUCCAUCAACACUCAGCUGCGCUCCGGCGCUGAGGUGACGGAUGAGGACCAGGCCCGGCUGACAAUCCUGCGGCUACAGAGUCUGUCUGCAGAGCUGGGCAGCCUGAGCAAUGAGCUAACACGUCAGGGGUCGGAGGUCAGCCAUGUCCUGGGCUCAGAGCGCGCUCAGGAGUGUGCAGAAGUGCUCUGCAGAGUCCUUACUGUUGUCCUGACUGCAGUGGAAAAAGGACAGAGGCGGCUGCAGAAACUGCAGGAGGAUGCAGCACAAACACAGAAACUGCUCAAAGAGCUGCAUGAAGACCUCCACUCUAACCAGGUGACUCUUCACCACAGCACUGGCCCGUGUGAAGAAACACUGCAGGAGCAACUCCAGGCUGCUGUUGAGACUCAGGAGUUUCUGCAGCAGAAGGCUGAGCAAACUCAGUCCCUGCUGGAGGAAGCUGAGCAGCAGCAUCUGCCGGUUCUAACCCAGCAGGCCUCACAGCUCCAGGCUGAGUUGGAGGCCGUGCUGGGUGGAGUUCAGUGUCACCGUGAGAAACUGAAGGGCAGCAUGGAGCAGCAGGAGCAGCUGGAGCGGCUGGUCCAAGGCCUGAAGGAGCUGCUCCACCUCGGCUCCGAGCGCUUCACCCUGCAACCAGACAUGGAGCUUCGCAGCAGCUCGGUGCUGCAGCAGCUGAUGAUAGGUCACAUGAAGUUCUUCCGGUUCCUGGGCCAUCAUUUCUACAUCCUGCAACACUUGACUGACAGAGUCCAAAACGGCGCCGACCAGAGGUGGGGGGCUGUCAUAAAGGAGCUGGAGAUGGAGGUCGCCCGGCUGCAGAAGCAGGGACUGGAGAAAGGGAUGAAAAUGCAGGAAACAUCGCAGGUGUGGUCGCAGUGGGAGGAGGACAGCAUGUGGGCAGACCGCCUGCUGAACACCAUCCAGACGUCAUUUUCCAGUACACAGUGGGGGGGUGACUCUGAGGAGAAGGAAUCCCAGGACCGUUCUGCCUACAGGGACCUGUGUGGCGUUUUGAAGGGAAACCAGGCGCGGUUUGCUCACAUGCUGGAAGCGGGACGCUGGCUGCAGACGGUGGGUUGUUGUGGCGUGGGCGUGUCCACCUUCAACCUGGAGACUCGCUGGAAGUCACUUCACAAAAAGCUGGAGAGCGCCUGCGUCAUCUCUGAGAGAACAAGGACUCUAAAAAACGCGUUCCUGCAGGACGCUGCUGCGCUGGGACACUGGAUGAGUGGUGCAAAAGAGCAGACGCACAGAUGGAGCCAGCUUGUCUCCUCGGCCGAUGGGAUGGAUGUCCACCAAAAGCAUGACGUCUGCCUGCAGGCAGUGGCUUUGAUGAAAGAGCUGGAAGCCAAAACCGACCUGAAGGUGACAGUUUUUGGCACGGCCUCCCAGCUAAUCCAUCUGAUGGAAGCAGAAGCAGCCUUGCAUGAAGACGAGGAGAAAACAGCGACAACUUUGGACCUACACCUCAGCGCCAUCAACACUCAGCUGAGGCAGAUAGAGCUGGAGUGGUCCGGUUUGCUGGCAGACCUGCCAGCCGUUCAGAAAGAUCUGUUUAAGCUGUGGAUGGAGGAGUUGUCCCCAAAGGAAGUCCUGCUGGAGCUGCAAGGCUGGAUCACAGCAUCCCAGUCACAGCUGGAGAAGCAUCGCAGUCACACAACCGCCAACCUGACUGACAUCCAGAAAUACUGCAAGGAGUGUCUCACUGAGAUGACUGCCCGCCAGGCCAUAGUGGAUUUUACCAACCAGCAGUUCCAGCUGUGCAGUACAGAGGAAAGCCAGUGGAGGCGCUGUGACGCCAACCAGUUUGCAGAAGAGCAGGGCUGUUUAAAUCAGAAGUGGCUCAACCUGCAGCAAAGGCUUCGUGUACAGCUGAACGACGUGGAACAGCAGCUGAGGGAGCAGAUGGACACACAGACCCGGCGGCAGCAGGUCAACGGCUGGAUCAAGGACCAGAACCGCUGCAUGGACUCAGCUCAGAAACCCAGCAGCAGGACAGAAGUACAGAGACGCAUCAGCAACUGCCAGGAGCUGGAGCAGAAGAUUAAGCAGAAACAUGCAGCCCUUCAGCAGCUAAGAGAGGAGAGCAGCUGUGAUGUUCUUCUUUGGAUAGAUGAGUCCACCCACGCCUGUGCGUCUCUCAGCCUGCAGACUGAAUCCACACGACAAAGGCUAAGCCGGACAGAGCAGCUAUGGACCAGUGUGGAGAACCUGGAGAGACUCAUGGUGCUGAAAUCCAUCAGAGUGUCUCUGACGCUGGAGUAUUUCUGCAGCCCACAGCUCUGCCUGCAGGCUCAGAGGCAUCUGCACGAGAAGCUGCAGCUCCUGCUUCAAGAAGCCUGCUCCUCUGAGGCUGAGUGGGAGGAUCUGCACCAGAGCGUGCUGCGUCUCCGAGAGUUGAUCAGUCCCGCUGCAGCUGCCGUCGUCAGUGAACGGACAGACAGACGCAGGAGCAGCUGGACCAAAGUGUUAGAAGCUCUGGACCGGCAGCUCCUCAGGAGUCAGGAGAUCCUACAGGCCUGGGAAGUUUAUUCUCAGCUGGCUGGGUCUGCCUCGGAGCGACUGCAGGCGCUUCAGCGUGACGUCACCUCAGAGCUGAAAGUUGGACCCAGACAGGAAGCUUCAGUGGAGCAAACGACUGCAGAGACUCACAACGUCCAGGGUCUGCUGAGGAGAACCAAGUGCCUACAGUCUGACCUGGAGGGGGUGCUGAAAGCCUCCAAGGACUUGGUCAGCCUCCUGGAUCCUUCCGCCACCGCUUUGAUCCAAUCAGAGAGCCGCUUACUGUCACGAGGGGUCCUGCGGCUCAGCCAGCAGCUGUCUCAGAGGCUGGGUCAGCUGCAGGAGGAGCUUCAGAGGUUGCAGGAGUUUGAAAAGAUCCUGGAGUCCCUGGAGAAGAGUCUGCAGGUUUGGCAUCAGCGUCUGGACAACAGGGCCGACAUGGACCAGUCUGGCCUACUGGAGCUGAGCGGUCUGUCUGCUGACCUGGACAUCCUGAACGAGCUGGGCCGCAGCCUGAUGCUGGGUGACGUCACCGCCCGCCGUCUGCAGCACAUCAAUCGUGGCUGGGCCGAUGCUUCCUCCAGAGCUGAGGAGGCCUGCAGCGAGCUGCAGACGGAGACGCUGAGGUGUCAGACGUUUGAGCAGAAGUGUGACAGCUGGAUGAGUUUCCUGCAGAGGAUGGAGGACGGUCUGGCUGUGGACAUCGCCGGCUCCUACGGCGGCCUCAGGCAGCAGCUAUGCAUACACAAGCGGUUCCAGGCAGACCUCCUCAUCGCUCACCAGAUUCUACACUCUGUCGUUGCUGAAGCUCUUCUUCUGCUGCAGAAAGGACAGGUGGAGGACAGGAGUGACUUCGUCCUGAAGCUGGCCCGGCUCAGGGAGCUCUGGCAGGGGGCAGUGCAGCGGGCUGAGCAGCGGCGCUCCCUAGUGGAGGGGCUGGUGAAGCACUGGCAUGAGUACAGCCGCAGCCUGAGGAAGCUGCAGACAUUCCUGUCAGACGCUCAGACCCUCCUUCCCCCAGCAGGCCCCGCCCGCUGCAGCCUGCAGCAGAUGCGACACUCCCUGCAGGAGCUGCAGCACACAGAACUGCUGUUCCACAGGUACCAGAGCACCUUUAUCCACACUCUGGAGGUGGGUCGGCAGCUCUUUUCCAUGGGAGACGAGGAGACGCAGAGUCAGCUGCAGAUGGAUCUGGGGGCGCUGCAGGAGGAGUGGGACAACCUCCACAGGCUGCUGGGCAAGCGCCUGGAUGUGACCGAGGCCAUCAUCCAGAACUGGGAGCGCUGUGACGCCGGGGUGCUGGACAGCAUGCUACACCUGACUGAGCUGAGGACCAAACUGAACCGGACCGUGCCGGACUGUGACAGCGAGCUGCAGAGAGCCCAGGAGCUCCAUGAGGAGAUCGAGGACUCCCUGGAGGACUGGGCUGAGAGCCUGACAGAGCUGAGCACCAUCAAGACGGACCUCUCCCAGUACAUCAUCGCAGACGACAUGCUGCUGCUGCAGGAGCAGGUGGAGCACCUUCACUGCCAGUGGGAGGAACUCUGCUUCAAGGUGUCUCUGCGUAAGCAGGAGAUAGCAGACCGCCUGAACGCCUGGAUCAUCUUCAAUGAGAAGAACAAGGAGCUGUGUGACUGGCUGGUGCACAUGGAGAACAAGGUGGCUCACAGCUCCGACCUGAACAUUGAGGAAAUGGUGGAAAAGCUGCAGAAGGACUGCAUGGAGGAGAUGAACCUGUUCAGUGAGAAUAAAACCCACCUGAAGCAGCUGGGAGAACAACUCAUGACAGCCAGCAACAAGACGAAGGACGCCGAGAUCAACAACGCGCUGAAGGACGUCAGCGACCGCUGGCAGCAUCUGUUCGACCACAUCGAUGCCAGGGUGAGAAAACUGAAGGAGACGCUGGUGACAGUGCAGCAGCUCGACAAGAACAUGAGCAACCUGCGCACCUGGCUUUCCCGCAUUGAGGCGGAGCUCGCCAAGCCGGUGGUCUACAGCGUCUGCCACAGUGACGAGAUUCAGAGGAAGUUGGAGGAGCAGCAGGACCUGCAGCGUGACAUCGAGCAGCACUCGGAGAGCGUGGCGGCAGUGCUCACCCUCUGCGACGUCCUGCUUCACGAUGCUGACGCCUGCAGCCCCGACUCUGAGAACGACUCCAUCCAGCAGACCACCCACAGCCUGGACUGCCGCUGGAGGAACAUCUGCGCCAUGUCCAUGGAGAGGAGGAUGAGAAUUGAAGAAACCUGGCGUCUCUGGCGUAAGUUUCUAGAUGACUACUCCCGCUUUGAAGACUGGCUGAAGACUGCUGAGCUGACCGCUGCCAGCCCCGGUUCUGCUGACGUCCUCUACACCAGUGCCAAAGAGGAGCUAAAACGCUUUGAGGCGUUCCAGCGGCAGGUUCAGGAGCGGCACACCCAGCUAGAGCUGGUCAACAAACAGUACCGUCGUCUGGCCCGAGAGAACCGCACUGACAGUGCGAGUAGACUCAAGGGUAUGGUCAAUGAUGGGAACCAGCGAUGGGACUGCCUGCAGAGGAGGGUGGCAGCCAUUCUUCGCAGACUGAAGCACUUCACCUCACAGAGAGAGGAGUUUGAAGGAAGCAGAGAGGCCAUCUUGAUGUGGCUGACGGAGAUGGACCUGCAGCUAACCAACGUGGAGCAUUUCUCUGAGAGCGACAUCGAAGACAAGAUGAGGCAGCUGAACGCCUUCCAGCAGGAGAUCACCCUGAACACCAACAAGAUCGAUGCCCUGAUUGUGUUUGGGGAGAACCUGAUUCAGAAGAGCACUCCACUGGAUGCUGUGCUGAUCGAGGAUGAGCUGGAGGAGCUCCACUCCUACUGCCAGGAGGUGUUCGGCAGGGUGGCUCGCUUCCAUAACCGUCUGGUCCACAGACGACCGGUUCUGGAUGAAGACAAGGAGAUGUCGGACCAUGACACUGACCUCCGUGACCCUCCUGAAAUCUCGAAUGAGCCCUCCUGGUCCGAUUCCAGAGGGAUUCAGGCAGAAGACGCAGUUCCAGGAGCAGAGGGAGUCUCGGCUGGACAGCAGGCCAUGUGUCACCUCCUGGUCCCUCCUCUGGACCGGUCUGGUAGAGAGACUCCCGUCAGCGUGGACUCCAUCCCACUGGAGUGGGACCACACCGUGGAUGUGGGGGGGUCGUCGUCACACGAGGAGGACGAGGAUGCUGCGUUCUUCAGCGCUCUGUCAGUCUCUGGAACAAAGUCAGUGACUGAUCCACCGAGCUGGCAUCAGCCUGGAUCCCCGCAGGCCAAAAGAGGAACCCUGCCGGUCCCGGGCCGCUCUCCAACUCCCAGCAGCGGCGCUUCCUUCCACCAGCAGGGCUAUGGGAAGCUGAUGUCAGAGUGCAGCGGCAGCAUCAGCAGCUUGAACAGAGUGAAACUGAUCCUCAACGACGACGAGGAGCUGGAGGAGGCUGGUCUGACCAGCAGCAGCCGGCAGACCAGCACAGGUGUGAUAGAGCGCUGGGAGCUUCUACAAGCGCCAAAGUUCUCAGGGGAAACGGGCAACAAGCAGGACCUGAAGCGGUGGCGCAAACUCAACUCUAAACUCAACGAUGUCACUUCCUGUCUGUCUGGAAUGCUGGCUGAGCUGAACAGAUUGCAGAAAAUGGCUCCGUCCACCAGCAUCCAGGACAUCGAGGUCAACGUCAAGAAGCUGAAGGAGAUGCAGAAAACCUUCAACAGCCACAAGUGUCUAAUGAUCUCCAUCAACCUGAGCCGCCAGCAGUUCCUACGAGGCGACAGCGCCGAGCUGCAGGAGCUGCAGAAGGCCCUCAACUCAGCCAACCAGAGCUGGAACCGAGCCUGCAGCGGCCUGGAGAGCUGGGAGAGAAGGCUGCGCUCUACUCUGCUGGAGUGUCAGGAGUUUCAUGAGGCGCUGCGCUCACUGCUCCUGUGGCUGUCUCAGGCUGAGAGCAAACUCUGCUCAGUCAACAUCCAUGGGAAGUCCAUCCCACUCUGCACCCUGAUGGAGCAUCGAGACACCCUGAUGGCUCUGCAGGAGGAGCUGAGCUGGAGGCAGCAGCAGGUCUCUGCGCUGCAGCAGGUCUCCUCUCCGCUCCUGUUGGAGGCCAGUGGCGAGGACAGUUUGGAGGCCAAAGAGAAAGUCCACGUGGUCGGCAGCCAACUUCAUCGGAUGACGCUGAAAGUGUCUGCAGCUCUGCGUUCACUGCAGGGCAGACUGGAGGAGACCAGUUCACAGGCAGCUACAGGAGGACAACCAGUAACUGAAAGGCUACACGACAGCGGGGAGAGGAAGCACGCUCCACCACAGCCACACUUCCUCCACCGAGUGCUCCGGGCCGCCUUCCACCUCCACCUGCUCUUCUUUGUGCUCCUGGUUCUGAUCUGCCUGGUGCCGCCGUCUGAAGACCCCUCCAGCUGUAAGCUGUCCAACAACUUUGCCCGAUCCUUCCAGCCCAUGCUGCACUACACCAAUGGGCCCCCGCCCACCUGAGCAGGACCCCCACCUUUUUUCCUUUCAAACAGGCACUUGCAUGAGAAACGUGCUCUGUCUAAACCUCAACUCACCUUUGUAUUUAAAAAUAUGUAUUUAUUGGCCAUACGAGCAGUUUGCUGUAACGUUUUUGACCUUUUCAUGGAGUUUUCAUACAGCGGUUUAAUAUUUAUGAAUGUGUAGAUGAAAAACUGUUGAAACCAAAGCACAACAAUCCACAAAUUCGAUUUUUUCAUGACAGGAGGGUUCUGUUUUUAUCCUGUUUCUGGGAAAUCUGUUUUACAAGGAAAGCUUUGAGGCGCGGCACACUGACCCAUCCUCAUCCGUCUGGGUUUUUCUUGAACAAAAACGUUGAAAUCCAGAGAGCGUCUGCAUGAAACCCUCAGCUCGGACUCCCCUGCUUUUGGAUUAGAUCUGAACUGUGGAUUGUAAAAGCGGUGAAACGGCAUCCAGUCGUUUGAUUCCACAGAAACAACAAGAAGUUUGAGAAGUUUCCUUUAUUUAGUUUGAUCUUUGUCAGAACGGACUGAUAUUAAACGUGUUGAUGUUGUGG